This is a messenger RNA of Adineta steineri, 228 nucleotides long. The record is from the annotation of a GenBank genome assembly. NCBI's taxonomy places the organism in Eukaryota, Metazoa, Rotifera, Eurotatoria, Adinetida, Adinetidae.
AUGGCAUCUUAUCCAACACAUACCUAUUUAAAUAAAUAUCUACAUCCUAAUCGUUAUAAUUAUUAUUCAUCGUAUGAAAAAACAAUGAAAGGACUAUUAAUUCCUGUUGAUGGUACAGCUGAUGUACAAGAAGUUCAAUUUGCAAACAGAAAAAGAGACAGAUAUACACCUACUUUUGUUAAAACUAUCAUGGGAAAAAUAUUUGACAAAAAUAUUCGUUUUUGUUAA